CUCUCUCUCUCUCUCUCUCUCUCUCUCCGUCAAACCCUCCGCCAUGGAUCCCUUCUCCGAUCCCUUCAUCAGCGGCGCCGGUGACUCCUCAUCGUCGGCCACCUCGUCGGCGGACCACGGCUGGCAGAAGGUCUCAUACGCGAAGCGCCAGCGUCGCCCGAACCCAGCCCCUGCCGCCGCCGAUCACCGACCCAAUGGAGUCUCUUCCAAUGUCUUCGCCUCCGUUGAGCGAUCCGCCUUUGAACGCCGUAAAGCAAUCGAGGCGGCUGCGGAGGAAUACGAUGCCGCACCAUCCAGAUCGCGCCCUGGACCCGUUGCUGCUGCUGUGGAUUCUGAUGAGGAUGAUGAUAGUGCUGGGGAGGGUGGGAAGGAGAAUAGAGCUGUGGAGGAUGAGAAGAAGAUCAAGCAGAAGAAGCCGAAGAAACCUAAGGUCUCUGUUGCGGAAGCCGCGUCCAAAAUCGAUGCUACGAAUCUUGCCGUAUUCCUUGCUGAUGUCUCGGCUUCGUAUGAAUCGCAGACGGAUAUCCAGCUGAUGAGAUUUGCUGAUUAUUUUGCGCGAGCAUUUGCAUCUGUGAGCGCAUCAAUGUUUCCCACCAAGAUGUUCAAGGAAUCACCUGUUUCGAAGAUCGAUAUUCCCCUGUCCCAUAUACCUGAUGCAGUUUAUAAAACCUCGGUGGAUUGGAUUGCUCAAAAGCCUGUUGAAGCUCUUGGUGGUUUUGUUUUGUGGUGCCUGGAUGUCAUCUAUGCUGAUCUGGCAAGUCAAUCAGUACCUGCUAAGGGCUCAAAAAAAUCUGCGGCACAGCUGCCUUCAAAGGCUCAGGUUGCAAUUUUUGCGGGACUUGCAAUGAUAAUAAGGAGGAAACCUGAUGUACUUGUGAGCAUUACUCCAAAAUUAAGAGAGAGCACAAAGUAUCAAGGACAAGACAUGGUUCCUAUCAUUAUAUGGAGCGUAGGUCAAGCUUCUCAGGGAGAUCUUGUUAUUGGAAUGUAUUUGUGUUCACAUUUUCUGCUUCCUUCAAUAUGUGGAAAGUCAAAUGUUAAUCCACAAUUUCGUGACUGGGUUUUGCAAUUGGUUGAGAGGAUCCUGUCUGGGCCAAAGGCUAGAUCUAUCUUACUGAAUGGUGCUGUGAGAAAGGGAGAGCGCCUGGUUCCACCUUCCGCGCUUGAUUUGCUGAUGCAAUCUGCAUUUCCUGCUCCUUCUGCAAGAGUCAAGGCUACUGAUAGGUUUACUGCUGUUUAUCCCACCCUUAAAGAGCUGGCUCUGGCUGGUUCUCCUGGAACUAAAACUACAAAACAAGCAUCACAGCAGCUUUUACCUUACACAAUUAAAGCGAUGCAGGGAGACAAUCCUGAAUUGACCAAAGAAGCAACUGAUGUCUUCUUAUGGUGUUUGGCUCAAAAUGCGGAAUGUUACAAGCAGUGGGAAAAACUAUAUUUGGAGAAUAUCAGUGAAAGUGUUGCUGUUCUGCGGAAACUUUCUGAUGAAUGGAAGGUGUACUCGGGGAAACUCUCUCCUUUGGAUCAUCUGAAGGAAACUCUUAAUCACUUGAGAGCCAAGAAUGAAGAGGCCCUAUCUGGUUCUUUAGAUGCCAGUAGCCAGGCAUCUGUCAAAGAGGCUGACAAGUACUGUAACAUGAUCCUGAGACGGUUAAAGCGCGGGUUUAGCUGUGGAAAGGGUGCGGUGCUUAUCUUAACGGUGGCAAUUGCGGCUGCCGCAUUUGUCAACUGGAAUGAACCUCCAGAGAUAUUAUCAAGCAUUCUAGAGAUGAACUCGAAGUUCUUCCAACCAUGAAUUACAAGAAAAACACAGUGAUUGCUUUCAGGGAAACAUGCGAAGUGCAUCCCUACAACAACAACAACAACAACAAUGAUGAUGAUGAUAGUUAGAAUCACUGUUUUUGGCACUGAAAUUAGUCAUCAGACUAGCCUGUGAGAAGUUUUAAAGCCACCAACUUUUACCAGCAACUCCUAUCAAGUUUUUCUCCCUUUUUAUUUUCUGCAACAAAAAUGGUUCUUAUUUUUUUGGGCUUUGUUUUUGAAGGUUAUUUAAAUUUCCUUUUAAUGAACAUCGAGUUGAAAUUGUGGCACAUCUACUGCUAAUGUUCGUUUGCUGUCGACCAUGUUAUGAUAAAUCAAACAAACAUGCAGUGUUAAAUCCCCAAA
This is a messenger RNA of Dioscorea cayenensis subsp. rotundata (Guinea yam), 2163 nucleotides long. RefSeq lists its product as uncharacterized. Gene Ontology annotation, cellular component: Golgi apparatus; endoplasmic reticulum. The transcript is spliced from 10 exons. The coding region runs from base 44 to 1792 and encodes 582 amino acids. The record is from RefSeq and is a predicted model, not a curated record. NCBI's taxonomy places the organism in Eukaryota, Viridiplantae, Streptophyta, Magnoliopsida, Dioscoreales, Dioscoreaceae.